Messenger RNA from Cylicostephanus goldi, 428 nucleotides. NCBI's taxonomy places the organism in Eukaryota, Metazoa, Nematoda, Chromadorea, Rhabditida, Strongylidae. The record is from the annotation of a GenBank genome assembly.
AUGCUGCUGUUGGCAUUGUUCGCCUUCAUACCUAGAGCACAAGGAGAUGGAUUUGAACUUCUUGUUAUAGUUGAGGAAGUUGCUUGUUCAUCGGAAAGCUUGACUGUUAUACUCAACAGAUCAGAUCCAGACAUUGCACGCUGGAUGAGUGAUCCAAAAGCGCAACCCGUGGUAUACGUUUAUGGUCAUAAAACACUUGUUCCUUGUGGAACAUCGCUAAAGAACGAUAAAGGACAAAAGAACUAUAAUCUUUCGAUUCCUUAUGGGAAGCACUGCGAUGUCCACUUGGCUGAUCUGGUGAGCUUUGUUCUGGGGCUAUUAGCAAGUUCUCUGAUCAAAUUAUUAAUGCCUCCAAAGAUACGUAAUAUUCUGCUAGAUCUGCAAAUGUACAGGUCUGUUACUGGAACAGAUAAAAUUUUUGGAUAAUG